UUAGGUGUAUCUGCAUUUUGGAUGUAAGCAGUGUCUGUGCAGCCUUGUGAGCCUGCCCCUCGCAAACCCUGUUGCCUGUGGGCCACAACAAGGCUGCAGAAAGCAACACAAAGAAUGAAAAGGCGUGACUUCUCGAGGUUCGGGAGCUUCACGUGCGAUGUUCCUUGGACAGACUCCUGCCUCCCACGGAGGUGGUGGACCCGCUCUGUGGCCAUCACCUUUCUUGAGGCAGGUAGAGCAAAGAAACAAAAAAAAUGGCAGCUAGAUAUUGUUUGAAGCUGAAGAAGCUCUUCCUUUCAGACACAUUCCCCUGCCACACUCGUAUUUUCACACUCAACACUUAUGAGUGUUAUUGUUAUUUUUCUCUUCAUAUUGCUGAUGUAAGCUUUAGACAUUUGCAUGUAGGCCUGUUUGAUACAAUCAUUCAGGCUUCAGUUUAUCUGCCAUGAAGAUCAGAAUCAGGUUUAAUUGGCCAAGUAAGUUGUACAAACAAGGAAUUUGACAUGGUGAAGUGGCUCUCAAUGUUCUUACAUAGAAUACACAUAACAACACAAAACAAACAAUGCGAUGGUUUAAGAAAAAGAAAGAAAUUAAAUGAAGUGCAGGGAUAAAUAUUGAAUGGUAUGAGUAUUACAGUUGUACAGUGAGGUUGAAAUAAAUAAUAUAAUUAAAUAUAAUUACAAUAUAAUAUAACUUUGGGAGUAUUUGUACAGUGGUUAUUAUAAAGAACCAGGGUUAUUGCACAGUGCCACGGUGGAUUGGCUGUUCAGAAGUGAGACGGCGUUGGGGAAGAAACUGUUUUUGUGUCUGGAGGUUUUGGUGAACAGAGAUCUGUAGCGCCUCCCGGAGGGGAGGACAUGGAAUAGGUUGUGUCCAGGGUGUGAGGGGUCUGCAGUGAUCAAUUCUGAUCGGAUCAAUUUUAAACCUUUGUUAAAAAAUUCCCCUCUUGUUAUUUGUUUGUUUGGGCUCUGCCGCUCUAAAAGGCCUAAAUUCUAUGAUCUUUAAUUUAACUUAUCACAAACUAGCUCUUAAAUAUGUUUAUGUAGGUCUUAAUUAUGUUAAUUUUAACUUGAUGCUACUUCCAUUUUUAAGGUAAAUGUUUGGCCGUACGUGCACAGUUUAUAAUGUUUUUGUGUGUUUUAGUUAUAUCUCAGUGAUGUGGAUAUUAGCACACCAAUCUGAAGGUAUCUCACUGCACAGUGAAAGACUAUACCUACUGUCCAAGAAGGUCGUUUUUAAGACAGUGAAGUGUUUUGAAGAUUUAUCUAAUUUGCUUCUUCACCGUAUCUUUAACUAUAGUGAAGUGUACGUAAUUCUGGAACUCUGAUAUAGCUUCAUAUCUGUUGUACUUGACGUAGGACUUCAUUUUAAUUUAUUAUUCAUCAUCAUGAAACCUGCAGAAACCCUGCCCUUAUGGGUGAAGUGUUGAAAUCACAGUUUGGUGCGUCUGUCAAUUAUCUUGUUUAAGCUUGGGUCAAAAGGUCGUCUGAAAUGUCCUGACAUUUAAACUGUGGCAGACCAGCUGUAGCUUCUACAUGUACUGUUUCUUAAUCUUUGGCUCUAGACUAACUGUUGGUUUCAUGUAGCCACUCUCUUGAAUGUGCGUCUUCACCCUCCUGAUCUCCUCAAAAUAGCAUUGUGCUGCCGGGAUUUCUGAAUUGUGUGUGUAUUAUAAACUGCAGAUCUCUUAAAUUGGAUCCUGCUCCCUGUUGGAGGAUUUCUCCCGGUUAAGAAGCAUGUGAGUUCCCCUGGGAGAGUGAGUCAGGAACAGCACAGAAUUCUACUAAAAUGUGUCUCAGUGUAAAAAAAAACCCACUAAUUUCACAACUCAUUUUAUUUCAGUGAAUCAAAUUAAGAUUCUGACUUUAGCUUCUUGCAUGUUUAAUAAUUUUGUAUUAAGUCAGUCCAUUAACUGGCAUAACUGAAAAAUGACUUAUGAUGGUUGGAUAUGAUGCAAGAUGAAAAGAUAGAGAAGUAAAUGGAAAUGCAGUGUAAAUCACAAAGUGUUUGUAUGCACAUCCUUAUUGGUAUGUGUCAUUUAAUAAAAUAUAUGUCAGGUAAAGAAAAAAAGAAAGUAUUAUUAGGUAUAAACUUAAAGGUAUGGAUUCAGUAAGUAAGAUAAGUAUAAGUAAAAAAAAAACAGUGUCGAUGCUCAGCGACAAGUAAGAGAUCUGUAAAAACAUGGGUAAAAGUAUUCAUCCCUGUAAAAGUUAUAUUUUAUUGCACCUUAUUAUUCAUCCACAAAUGAACAAACAGCUUUGAUGUAAGUCCUCAAAGUGGAACUAAUACUUCAAAGUUACAGUUUACAGCAUACCUCAUGUUUUUCAUAUCAGAACAUGAGCAAAAGUAAAUAGCACUUUAGCUGUCAAGUAAAUGUAACACAGUAAAAGUACACUGAAUGGAAAAUAUAAACUCUUAAGUACUAUUAACUCAAAAUUGUACUUAAAGAACUAGAUGAAGUGUGCCAAGGUCCAAUUAAGCGCUUGACAAAGAGUAGAACUUUAAAUAAUACCUUUAAAUUCAAUAAACAAUUUCAAUCUCAAUUAAGAUUUUUUGUCAUUUUUGUGUUAUAUAUGUGUACAUAAUAUUACCUGGUGUGGCCAAACCAAAGGCCAACAUUUUCCUUUUCUAUAUUAGAUGCUUAUAUGAGCUCCAAAGGCCUUGAUGGGAAUCUGUUGGAAUUCAUCAAGACAUUUAAAUGAAUUGCCAACACACCUCUUACAAUAGUUUAUAGAACAUUUUUACGAGUAAAUGAUCUAGAUCAACUUCUGUCGAACCCUUUACUUCCUACCCUCAUUCCUAUGACCUGUCCUGAACAUGCUCUGAAGAAAUCCAGGUAUUUAUGACUCAAUCACACUGAGCUGCCACAAAGGUUUAUCACAGACCUCCACAAGAAAAACAGUUCAACCUGUAGAAUAACACAGAGACCCCAGCCGACUCCUUUCUGUUAAAGGUUAAAGAUCCCAACACACUGUGCAGCUUCCUCCACAGACAGAGGGUUUGAGCUGCAGCCUGUCAACAGGGGCUGAGUUGUUUCCGAGGGGGAGUGGAGCCAGAGUUGAUCCACACCUCGGAGAUAGGUUCCAGCGUGUUCAGGCAGGACUCACUGCCUCACUCUGCGUUUUUUCCUCCGUAGUCAGUACAGAAACCACAGAGCGGCUCUAAUUGCUACAAGUGCCGGACAGUAUUUUUUCUAGAAAACAUCAGAAUGCAGGACAAGGCCAAGUGGGGCUCGGAAAAUAAACCAAACGGAGAGAUCAGCGAACAACCUCAGCCUCAAGAUGAGAGGAAAGCAGCGCAGAAGAGAACCUUCACCAGGUGGAUGAAUGGGUUUCUGCACAGGUGUGAUCCUCCGCUUGAGGUGCACGACCUGUUCGCAGACAUUCAGGAUGGAAGGAUACUCAUGGCCCUGCUGGAGGAGCUGACCGGCUGCAAACUGCUCUACAGGUUCAGGUCGUCUUCUCAACGCAUUUUCCGACUGAACAACAUUUCCAAGGCCCUGGCGUUCCUGGAUGACAGACAUGUUAAGCUCCUUGGAAUUGACGCCUCUGGUGUUGCUGAUGGCGUCCCCUCUGUUGUUCUUAACCUGGUCUGGAUCAUCAUCCUGCACUUCCAGGUAAAGGAGGUGACCAGAGGCCUCCACACGCACUUGUCUUCUAGCCUCUCUUCCUUAUCAGCGAGCGGUUACCCCUCUUCCAGUGACCUCUCUCUCCAGCCAAAUGACGUUGGCAGCUACUCGUGCAAAACCCUGCCAAGCAAGGGCAGGAAUGCUGCCAGGGCGCCAAAGUACCAUGGGAAAGCAAUCAAGUCUCUCCUGCAGUGGGUCCAAAGAUGCACAUCAAAGUUUGGGGUGGAGGUGCAUGACUUUGGGAAGAGCUGGAGAAGUGGGCUGGCAUUCCUCGCCAUGAUUAAGUGCAUAGAGCCGGACCUGGUGGACCUGCGGGAGAGUCUGUCCGGGGAGCCGAGGGAAAACCUUCAGCAGGCCUUCAUGAUAGCCCACCGCAGCUUUGGUAUAACACCUCUACUGGAGCCUGAAGGUGUAAUGUGCUCCUCACCAGAUGAGCAGUCCAUCAUUACCUAUGUGUCUAUGUUCCUGGGGCACUGUACAGGCAAAGAUGAGGUUCAAACAACGGACAUUGGAGUUCCUGAUAUCCCAAGUUAUGGUUCCCUUGAGUCAGUGAGAUUUGGAGAAACCCUCACUGACAACACAGGAGCCCAAGCUUUGCUCAGAGGUUUGGAGAAGAGCAGCGAGCAGCUUCUGUGGAAGCGGUGGGCCAGGAGAUCCCCGGCUGGCCCCCGUGCCGCCUCGCUCCACUUGAAUGACUCAGUCCCAUCUCUCCUCUCCUCCAGCGACGGUGACAUUGUUUCAUCCUGUUGUCGCCAAAACAUCACUGAGCAGUCUGAAGGCAGCUCUGCCUCCUCACCAUUCAACAAAAAGAGAGGGAGGCAUAGGAGUAUUUUACAGCCGCCCAGUCCUCUAGACGCAGGCGUAGUCAACGCAGACAUUCGAACCUGGAUGGAGAAAAGCUCGAAUCAGGUCCACGGCAAGUCCAGAGCGGACGAGAGUCGCUUUUCUUUGAGCUCAGAAGAGGGAAUCUACAGUUUGUCUGUGCUGGAUUCAGAUGAGGAGGAGGCCUACAGCUACAUCCUGGAUCUGAACAAAGACGUUUUUCAAAGGGUCGAAGAGGAGACAGUGGAAGAAAUCCACGAGGAGUCAAAGCAUCUGGAAGCACGUGACAUGUCCAAUGGUCAUGGAUCUGAACUUCAGGGAGGUUCUGUUGAACAAAAUGCAGAUUUCGAACAAGAAUCCGAAGACAGGGCUGAGUCAGUGGUUCACCGGAAGUUGGAUUUGGACGAAAAUGAAAGUAUGAGAUACAAUCGACCCGUGUUUGACAUGGAGCCAGAGGAUGGGAGCUUUAGAAAAGAGGAACCUGAGGAGGAAAGAGUUGUUGGAGGACAGGUUAAUGAUUAUGCUAGGGAGGAGAGGGAGAAGGAGACAGAGGAUGUUAGAUUAGUGACACAUGGAUAUGAUAAAACAGAGGCUCUGAUAGAUGAGGCAGAUAUUUGCAAAAUGGCUCCCUUUGAGGAAGACACUGACAAAGGGCUUUCUGUAAAAUGUGUACAAGUGAGUGAGAAGAUAGAAGCAGACAAGGAGGAGGAAAGAGAGAGUUUGGCAUCAGUUGAGAACGGGCAGGAUGGAAACUCAGGGAAAGACAAAGGGGAAGAGGGUGAUAAUAUGAAGGAAAAGAGAGGAAAUCCACACAGCGCUGUGACCUUAGUGGGGGUCGGAGUAAAUGAAAAAAUACAAACUAAUGAGGGUGUGAAUGAAGUCCGAGGCGUCAGUGCAGCUAGAACUCACACACAAGUAGAAAAUGACAGGAAAGACUCUGGCUCCAAAGCGGAGGAUUCAAUCAAGAACUGCGAUGUAGAUAGAACGGAGGCGUCCACUGACAAUGACACAAAUUCAAUGGAUCCUGAGUCAGUUAGAAGAGAAGAGGAAGAGGACAUGGGACUGAAGAUUAAGACAUACAAACUCACCGAUAAGAAGACAAUGACGAAAGAACAUCUGGGGAAAACUACUCCAAACAAUGACCCUGAUGGAAGUGUUAACAUUCAUGCUGGGGAUAGAAGUCGGACCUCUAACUCAUUCAGCGGCGAGGGAGGAUUCAUUCUUCAGCCUUCAGCCGCCUCUUGUGACAUAACCCCAUUAGAGCUGGAAAUGCUCUUGGUCUUUUGGAUGCUGCUCUACUGCUGCUUCAUCCUACCUCAAAUGAACCUCGGAGCCCCCCUGCUGUAAACCCUCCUUAUUCCGAUAGGCUUAUUAGCCCAGUUCCCACUAAUGAGCCAAACAGGGACACUUAAGGCUGUGUUGACUCUUUAUCUGUGUCGCUAAAUUUCCCUCCAGGCAACAUUUAAUGAUUAGGUUUGCCUCUCUCUGCCAGCAGAUGUAAUUUGUCAUUGGGGCUAUAGUUUCAGAUAAACCGUAACACUGUUUUCUAUUGUCAAACAGAUUUUCAGCUGUCAGCUCCUACACGGCAAACAUUAUUAUCCAAGUUUUGUGAGAUGUUUUUGUUGCUGAAUGCGCCUCCAAAAGUGCUUUGUUUAUUUGAUUCAUUCCUGUUGCAGAAAUAGUCCACAUGGUGGCGUUGCAGCAUCACAGCGGCAAGUGUCUGGCAUGAUAGACUGUCUAUACAGCAUUCUGCCGCCUGCUGAGGGGUCCAUCGGGCCUGCUGUUUAAUUAGAAGCUGUAUCGACAUGGUGAGAUUAAGCUCAUAACAUUUAAUGAGCACUUUGACAUUUCCUAGACUCACUCGUUGUGUUAAAGCAAAAGUUUAUCCACAAUUUAGGCGCGUCUCAUGACACUUUAAUGACUGUAAGAAUAAUAA
This is a messenger RNA of Pleuronectes platessa (European plaice), 6386 nucleotides long. RefSeq names its product calmin b (gene clmnb). Lineage: Eukaryota; Metazoa; Chordata; Actinopteri; Pleuronectiformes; Pleuronectidae. The record is from RefSeq and is a predicted model, not a curated record. The transcript is spliced from 10 exons. Gene Ontology annotation, cellular component: nuclear outer membrane; cytoplasm; meiotic nuclear membrane microtubule tethering complex. Bases 3209 to 5797 code for a protein of 862 amino acids. Gene Ontology annotation, biological process: nuclear migration. Gene Ontology annotation, molecular function: actin filament binding.